AGAAAAUUUCCAAUUUAUUUCGUUGGCAAGAUUCACUUUUCGAAAUAUCCUAAUCAUUGCAGAACAUAAAUUCGUCUCUUUCUUCUCAUUUUUUUUUAUCAACUUUUGUUAAAAGAAUUCUUUCAGUUUUUGUUGUUUUUUUUGGUGCUUUUGUUCUUCCUCAAGCCAAUGGCCGAUGGAUUGCUGUCGAUAUUCCUCCUUGUUUUUUAUUUGUUCAUCUCAGGAGUAACUUCGAGAAACAUUACCAUAGAGAACAAAUGCAAUUACACUGUCUGGCCGGGAAUCCGGUCCACCAAGGGUUCGCUCUCCACCACCGGCUUCGCCCUCAAGAAAGGAGAGGCGCGUGUAAUCUACGCGCCGUCGUCCUCGUGGACAGGUAGUAUCUGGGGUAGGUCAUUCUGCUCCACCAACACAACCGGUGGUUUCUCAUGCGCCACCGGAGACUGCGGCUCCGGAAAAAUCGAGUGUUCAAAAGCUGGAACGCCUCCUGCGACUCUAGCCGAGUUUUCCCUCGCCAGUUUCGAUGGAAAAGACUUCUACGACAUAACAGUCGUCGACGGUUACAACCUCCCAAUGCUGGUUGUCCCACAGGGUGACGACACGUGCAGCAGUGUCGGAUGCAUUGUCGAUUUGAACAUGACGUGUCCACGCGAGCUAAAGGUGACAAAACACAAGCAGCAUGAUGAAUUGAUGAUGCAGCCAAUCGCAUGCAUGAACGCGUGUCAGAAGUUGAAACUGCCGGAGUAUUGCUGUACCGGCGCUUAUUCUUCACCGGACCAAUGCAAGCCGACACUAUAUACGCAGAACUUCAAGAAUGCGUGCCCACGCGCUUAUAGCUAUGUUUUCGAUGAUUCUAGCAGCACCUUCACUUGCCAAAAUAGCCCAAACUAUGUCAUCACCUUUUGCCCGGCGACGACUAUUCUCAACACCACCAAUAGUUCAGUGGCUGAGUCUCCAUUUCCAGCUCAAACAAAAAAUGGAACUCUUGAACCUCCCUCAGAGUCUCAACCAACAAGGGAAGUUACUAAAGAAGGAAAAAAAAAAUCUUCAUGGAAGUUAAAACUCAUACUCGGAAGCUCAGCAUCUUUAGCUGUGAUGAUCAUAAUUAUGGUGGUGCUAUUAGUGAGAGCAAAGAAUGCAAGAAAGAGUGAUAGGAAUGGCGAAAACAUUGAAGCGGUUGUAAUGUUGAAACGAUAUAGUUACGCAAGGGUCAAGAAGAUGACAAACUCAUUUGCGCAUGUUCUCGGGAAAGGAGGAUUUGGAACUGUCUACAAAGGGAAGUUACCGGAUAAAGGCCAAGAUGUUGCAGUAAAGAUCUUGAAGGAGUCAACAGGGAAUGGAGAAGAGUUCAUUAACGAGGUAGCUAGCAUGAGUAGAACAUCUCAUGUUAAUAUUGUUUCUUUGCUUGGAUUCUGUUAUGAAGGAAACAAAAGAGCUAUAAUCUACGAGUUCAUGCCAAAUGGAUCCCUCGACAAGUUUCUUUCCGAGAAUAUGUCAACACAGAUGGAUUGGGAAAGGUUAUUUGACAUUGCAGUGGGUGUUUCUCGUGGCCUAGAGUAUUUGCAUAAUCGCUGUGUAUCAAGGAUUGUGCAUUUCGAUAUAAAGCCGCAAAACAUACUCAUGGACAUAGAUCUUUGCCCCAAGAUUUCAGAUUUCGGUCUUGCUAAGCUCUGUAAAAAUAAAGAAAGCAUCAUAUCAAUGCUAGACGCGAGAGGAACGGCUGGAUACAUUGCUCCUGAAGUGUUUUCUCCAAAUUUUGGAGGAGUUUCUCAUAAGUCAGAUGUGUAUAGUUAUGGAAUGGUAGUUCUUGAGAUGAUUGGAGCAAGGAAUAGAGAGAAGUUUGAAAAUUCUCAGAGACAUGAACUCCUAAACUAGGACCAAAGAUCGUGCAUCAAUCCACAACUUAGUCUAGAAAAUUCUCACCAAUACACAAGAGAUACUA
Messenger RNA from Eutrema salsugineum, 1942 nucleotides. Its product is annotated as protein SUPPRESSOR OF NPR1-1 CONSTITUTIVE 4. Lineage: Eukaryota; Viridiplantae; Streptophyta; Magnoliopsida; Brassicales; Brassicaceae. Gene Ontology annotation, biological process: protein phosphorylation. The record is from RefSeq and is a predicted model, not a curated record. Gene Ontology annotation, molecular function: protein kinase activity; ATP binding.